Messenger RNA from Striga hermonthica, 792 nucleotides. The record is from the annotation of a GenBank genome assembly. Lineage: Eukaryota; Viridiplantae; Streptophyta; Magnoliopsida; Lamiales; Orobanchaceae.
AUGUUCACCGACAAAGACAAGGUGGACAAGUCCCGAUAUUGCGCCUAUCACAAGGCGCAUGGACAUAACACAGAUCAAUGCCGUAACUUGAUCGCGGCGCUGCUCAAGUUGAUAGACGACCCACAAGUCAAAAAGUUCACUCACCCUGGCGAGAAGAGGAAGAAAGGAGGCCGCUUCGGAGACGGCCUCGAUAGUGAUGAAGAUGCCGACAUGAACCCCCGGAGGAAAAAGCCACAGCAAGGCGCGCCCAAUGAAAUCCUAAUGUUCAGCCCGACCCAUCAAGGUGAGUCCGGCACCUUCGCGGGAAGAAAGAGAGAUCGAUCCCCACGACCGGGCACCGACCAGACUGAUUUUUCACCCCGGCGCGUGAACACGAGCCGGGGAGAAUCCCUCCUUUCGAGGAGGCAGACGAAGGCCUACGCCCGACAGGCUUAUUACGCCGGACAGAGGGUGAUGCACGCUGGAAGCAGACCGGCAGCGGAGCCGACGCCCAACAAAAUAUCCUUCACUGAUGAGGAUGCAUUCCUGUUCGACCACCCCCACUCGGACGCCCUAGUGAUCACGACCCCGAUCAUGGCGAUUAAAAUCCACCGAAUAAUGGUCGACACCGGGGCCUAUGCGAGCAUCUUGUAUUAUAACACGUUCAAGAAGAUGGGGAUUGACAGGAAGGAAGUGCAACCCUGCCGGGAACGGAUCCAAGGGUUCAACGGCCAGAUGACAACCCCCGUUGGUCAGUGGACUGCCCAAGCGAGUACAAUGCCAUCUUGGGCAGGACAGCCCUCUACAAGCUGA